AGCUUUGGUGAUGGGAACCUCAUAUCAUCUUCAUCAGACAGGGAAGCAGUCCACACAGCGGUCACCAAGGUUUCUACUUCCCUGGAAGCAGCAGGCGUCGCUAGAGGCUUUUCCGAACUGCUUUGUCCACGGACGCAGACGCACAAAGCUUUCGUUUUCCUCUCUCUCCUGACAUGCGCACUACAAACAAUAACCUGGAAUAAUGGCGGUUCCCAGCAGGUCCACGAAGGAGCGGCUAUUAUCCGCUUUAGACGAUCUAGAAGUGUUAUCCAGAGAGCUGAUUGAAAUCCUUGCCUUGUCGAGGAGCCAAAAACUGCCCCAGCCUGGCGAGGACACGCAGAUCCUUGAGCUACUUGUGCAGAGGGACGGGGAGUUCCAGGAGCUAAUGAAGGUAGCCCAGAAGCAGGGAAAAGUUCAUCAGGAAAUGCAGCUCCUGGAGAAAGAGGUGGAGAAACGGGACAGCGACAUCCAGCAACUGCAGAAGCAGCUAAAGGAAGCAGAGCACAUACUGGCAACGGCUGUAUACCAAGCAAAGGAAAAACUAAAAUCCAUCGAAAAGGCCAGAAAAGGAAGCAUCUCCUCAGAGGAGAUCAUCAAGUAUGCUCACAGAAUCAGUGCCAGCAAUGCGGUGUGUGCUCCUCUCAACUGGGUACCAGGUGACCCACGCAGGCCGUACCCCACUGAUCUCGAGAUGCGCAGUGGGAUGCUGGGACACAUGAGCAACCUGGCCUCCAAUGGUGUGAACGGGCACCUUCCUGGUGACGCUCUGGCUGCGGGCAGACUGCCAGAUGUGCUCACGCCACAGUACCCCUGGCAGUCCAGUGACGUAUCCAUGGGUAUCCUACCACCUCACCAUGGCAACGACUUCGCUCUGGAGCCCCCAGGCCACAACAAGGAGAACGAAGAUGAUGUGGAAGCCAUGUCCACAGAUUCAUCCAGCAGUAGCAGCGACUCGGACUGAGAAGGACACACAGCGCGCUACCCGAGUAGAAUAUGACCCAGUCUGUCUGUGACUGUCAAACCCAACUCCACCAUUCAUGGAAAAAGUAUUAAAGCCAAGAAAUAAGAAUUAUUAUAAUCACAAGUAUGGGUGUUGCUAUUGGUAAACAAAGACCUCCCAUAAAAUAACCAUCUGGUAACUUUAUAGUGGUAAUUUUUAUAAUUAUCUCUGCUGUAAAUUGUUCUGUACUUCGCAGUUCAGAUAUUCAUUAUAUUACCAGAAGGGGAAACUGUCAUCCGUCACAAUUGUUUCAGGUGAUCUGUACACUCGGCACCUUUUAAACUUUCAGAGAAUUUUAUAGAAUAAACAGCCGUCAGGUACUGCCCGAGGGUCCAAAGUCCUACAUUCAUAGUCACUGCUGAGGAAGAGAGCCACUGCAUCACUGUACAGUCCAUCUCAGUUUGAUCCCGUUCCGUGUGACUGGAAUAUUGGCUUUUGUUGUGCUUUGGCCUAAACUCAACAGGCAUUUGUACUUUUCUCAGACUCCUUGAAGUGUCUUUGCUGAGCUUGGUCCUCAUAGCAGGUGCAUUCUGUGGAAUUUUGAAAUACAUUAAAUUGAUUAUGUAUCUUGUGGCCUUGCAGAUUUUUAAAUUGUGCUCCUUUUAUAUUGGAUUAUUUGUCUGAAUAUUCCCAACUGCAGGACUUCAACCUCUUGGUUAAACGGGUGGCCUCCUGCUCACUGCACUUGCAGCUGGGUUGGCUUGUAUUUGGAAAUGUAUAAAAAAGGAGUCAUGGAUGUAGCUGGUUUCAUGUAAACUGGAGAGAAGGUGUGAGUGAAGUGGCAGACUGUCAUGUUUUGCUUAAACUGUAAAUAAUACUGUACAUAAAUCUUUCUAUGGUGUAAAUAAAGAACAAUCUUUAGUAAA
This is a messenger RNA of Brienomyrus brachyistius, 1866 nucleotides long. RefSeq names its product mediator complex subunit 4 (gene med4). The transcript has 8 exons. Gene Ontology annotation, cellular component: core mediator complex; mediator complex. Bases 203 to 961 code for a protein of 252 amino acids. The record is from RefSeq and is a predicted model, not a curated record. Gene Ontology annotation, biological process: regulation of transcription by RNA polymerase II. Gene Ontology annotation, molecular function: transcription coregulator activity. NCBI's taxonomy places the organism in Eukaryota, Metazoa, Chordata, Actinopteri, Osteoglossiformes, Mormyridae.